AUGAACUCAUCGUUGAACCUCUUUGCUGGCCGGGCUGCGUUCAUCCUUACUUCGUGUACUGUUGUCUUCAAUACCUUCCAUGUUGUUCCCAGCGCUUAUAUUCGCAAUUCCCCCUCUCAACCUACCUUCCAUGACCCUGCAAUGAGUGUCUUGGUGGUCAUUGGUCAUGUUUGUGCGCACUUCACCUCGCUCGCUCGCAAGUCCAUAACAUUAUUCUGUCUCGAGCACCGUCAUUCCUGCGUCCGCAACAACGCCGUAUUUACCGUGUACACUAUCUACUGCGAAUAUGAACUCCUCAUCCCAGAUGCCCCCGAGCUCAUGCAGACUUUCAUUGCUGCAGAGUCUGACGCGACGUGCAAGCGUAACGCAUCUGUGUUCCUUGCCGCUCACGCAUUGCACGAUGCCUAA
Messenger RNA from Suillus fuscotomentosus, 408 nucleotides. RefSeq lists its product as uncharacterized. The transcript is spliced from 3 exons. Bases 1 to 408 code for a protein of 135 amino acids. The record is from RefSeq and is a predicted model, not a curated record. Gene Ontology annotation, cellular component: cytoplasm; COPI vesicle coat. NCBI's taxonomy places the organism in Eukaryota, Fungi, Basidiomycota, Agaricomycetes, Boletales, Suillaceae. Gene Ontology annotation, biological process: intracellular protein transport; intra-Golgi vesicle-mediated transport; endoplasmic reticulum to Golgi vesicle-mediated transport.